AUGGACGAAGAAGGGGACGACAGUGAAGAGAUGAAGAGACAAAGCGAGAGAAACAGAGAAAACCCUAAGACAAUAAUCAAUGGACGAAGAAGGGGGCAGAGAGAAAGUCAUCUGAAACUCUCUCCAGUAGCCAAAAGUUUCACCCCCUUAUUUUUUCUCUCUCUCUCCGUCUCCAUAUACAAAAACCCUUCCGAUCUGUUCCUUUCUCUCUCAUUCGUUCUAGGUCUGGUAAAGAAAUUCAAAGACACAGUUCACAGAUUGGAACAAGAAUCAGGUUUCUUCUUCAACAUGAGAUACUUUGAGGAAAUGGUGGCAAACGGGGAAUGGGAAGAAGUGGAAAAGUACUUAUCUGGGUUCACUAAGGUUGAUGAUAACAGAUAUUCAAUGAAAAUUUUCUUUGAGAUCCGAAAGCAAAAGUACCUUGAAGCCCUAGACAGAAAAGAUCGUCCUAAAGCUGUCGAUAUUUUGGUGAAGGACUUGAAAGUAUUUUCAACCUUUAAUGAAGACCUUUUUAAAGAAAUUACACAGCUUUUGACAUUUGAUAACUUUCGAGAUAAUGAGCAAUUAUCUAAGUAUGGAGACACCAAGUCUGCUAGGGGCAUAAUGCUUGCUGAACUUAAGAAGCUGAUAGAAGCAAAUCCCUUGUUUCGUGAUAAGCUGAACUUCCCCAGCUUGAAGAACUCGAGAUUACGAACACUAAUUAAUCAGAGUUUGAAUUGGCAGCACCAGCUCUGUAAGAAUCCAAAGCCUAAUCCUGACAUAAAAACUUUGUUUGUGGAUCAUUCUUGUGGACCCUCACAACCAAAUGGUGCUAGGGCCCCGUCACCCGUAACUGCUCCACUUAUGGGUGCUGUUCCUAAGCCUGGGGGAUUCCCACCCCUGAGUGCUCAUGGUCCAUUUCAGACAGCACCAGGUCCUCUGGUUACGUCUCCUGCUACAUGGUUGCCUAAUCCCUCUCAGGUUCCUCACCCUUCAGCUUCUUCUGGUCCAAUUGGCUUCCUCCCUCAAAAUAAUGCAGCUGCCAUGUUAAAGCGUCCUAGGACUCCUUUGACUAACCCAACUAUGGACUAUCAAACUGCUGAUUCUGAACAUGUUUUGAAGAGAACACGACCUAUGGGAAUGCCAGAUGAAGUCAAUAAUAUGCCUGUCAAUAUUUUACCUGUUGGAUACACUAAUCAGACCCAUGGGCAAAGUUCAUACUCGUUUGAUGAUUUGCCGAAGGCUGUUUGUUUUACUCUCAAUCAGGGCUCAACAGUCAAGAGCAUGGAUUUCCAUCCAGUACAACAAAUUCUGCUACUUGUUGGAACAAAUUCGGGGGACAUAAUGAUUUGGGAACUAGGCAGUCGGGAGAGGCUCUGUCACAGAAGCUUCAAAGUUUGGGAUCUUGGAGCUUGUUCAAUGGCGCUGCAGACAUCUCUGGCCAGUGACUACUCUGCGUCAAUUAACCGUGUGGUAUGGAAUCCAGAUGGCUCACUAUUUGGUAUUGCAUACUCUAAGCACAUUGUGCAUAUAUAUUCCUAUCGUGGUGGUGAUGAUCUAAGAAAUCACCUCGAGAUUGAAGCCCAUGUUGGGAGCGUGAAUGAUCUUGCUUUCUCUUACCCAAACAAACAACCUUGUGUCAUUACUUGUGGAGAUGACCGGCUUAUUAAGGUGUGGGAUGUGGUAUCAGGUGCAAAGCAGUAUACAUUUGAAGGUCACGAAGCACCCGUAUAUUCUGUAUGUCCACAUCAUAAGGAAAAUAUUCAGUUUAUUUUCUCCACGGCAACCGAUGGAAAAAUAAAAGCAUGGUUGUAUGAUAACAUGGGUUCGAGAGUUGAUUAUGACGCGCCAGGUCAUUCCUCUACCAUUAUGGCAUACAGUGCCGAUGGAACAAGGUUGUUUUCUUGUGGAACUAACAAAGAAGGAGAUUCAUUCCUUGUGGAAUGGAAUGAAAGUGAAGGAGCUGUAAAACGUUCAUAUGCUGGUCUUGCCAAACGAGCUGUGGGGAUUGUACAGUUUGAUACUACCAAGAAUCGAUUUUUGGCUACAGGGGAUGAGUUCAAGAUCAAGUUCUGGAACAUGGACAAUGUCAGCAUGUUGACAGCCACUGAUGCAGAGGGUGGAUUACCGGCAUCCCCUUGUAUCCGAUUCAACAAGGAAGGGAUAUUGUUGGCAGUUUCAACAAAUGACAAUGCCAUAAAAAUUGUGGCUAACGCUGAUGGCAUUAGGCUACUGAGGACAAUGGAAAACCGUCCAUUUGAUGCAUCUAGAAUAGCCUCUGCUUCUGCUGUGAAGCCUCCACUGAUGGGCACAUUUGUUGCUGCUAGUGCUGCUGUUGGAUCAAGCAUUGUAGAUCGGAGUGCUCCUGUACCGUCCACAAUUGCAAUGAAUGGAGAUAAUCGAAGUUUAGCAGAUGUAAAGCCCAGGAUUGCAGAUGAACCUAGCGAGAAAUCCAGAUUCUGGAAGCUUACAGAAGUCAAUGAGCCAGCACAAUGUCGCUCCUUGAGACUCCCAGAUAGUUUGACAGCACUAAGGGUUUCAAGAUUGAUAUACACCAAUUCAGGGUUUGCCAUAUUGGCUUUAGCUGCCAAUGCUGUUCACAAACUCUGGAAAUGGCCAAAGAAUGACCGUAAUACAACAGUGAAGGCAAGUGCUAAUAUUGCACCGCAACUUUGGCAACCUGCUAGCGGAAUAUUGAUGACGAAUGAUAUUAGUGAUACGAAUCCUGAAGAUGCCGUUCCAUGCUUUGCAUUAUCUAAGAAUGAUUCUUAUGUUAUGUCAGCUUCGGGAGGAAAAAUUUCUUUAUUCAACAUGAUGACAUUCAAAACGAUGACGACGUUCAUGCCUCCUCCACCCGCAGCAACAUUUCUGGCAUUUCAUCCACAAGACAACAACAUCAUAGCCAUAGGCAUGGAUGAUUCCUCUAUCCAAAUAUAUAAUGUCCGGGUUGAUGAGGUCAAGACAAAGCUCAAAGGUCAUCAGAAAAGGAUAACUGGUCUUGCCUUCUCUAAUGCGCUUAAUGUUCUUGUAUCUUCAGGAGCUGACUCUCAGUUGUGCAUUUGGAGCACUGAUGCAUGGGAGAUGCAAACAAGUAAAUUCUUGCAGAUCCCACCUGGUCGUGCAGCUUCUCCUCUUGCAGAUACGCGCGUACAAUUUCAUCAAGACCAAACACAUUUAGUAGUAGUCCAUGAGACACAGAUAGCGAUAUACGAAGCACCCAAAUUAACAUGCCUGAAGCAGUGGUUACCCCUAGAAGCAAGUGGCCCUAUCACAUAUGCUACAUAUUCUUGUGAUAGCCAAUCCAUAUAUGUCAGUUUUGAAGACGGAAGUGUUGGUGUUCUUACUUCUUCAACACUGCGGUUGAGAUGUCGAAUUAAUUCCUCUUCAUACAUAACUUCCAAUCCAAGUUUAAAGGUCUAUCCCUUGGUUAUUGCGGCACACCCAUCAGAGCCUAAUCAAUUUGCGUUAGGACUUACUGAUGGUGGAGUCUGCGUUCUUGAGCCACUAGAAUCGGAAGGCAAAUGGGGCACCUCGCCUCCACAGGAAAAUGGUGCUGGUCCAAGCACUUCUGGUGCAGCUAGUUCCGAUCAACCUCAGAGUUAUCUCGAGGGAGAAGCUGCAAGAUUAGAUGAUACACUUGUAGGAUGUCAGCUUCGUAGGGCUAGUUUAGAGGGCAGGAAAGGAUGGAAAUGA
This is a messenger RNA of Fraxinus pennsylvanica, 3672 nucleotides long. NCBI's taxonomy places the organism in Eukaryota, Viridiplantae, Streptophyta, Magnoliopsida, Lamiales, Oleaceae. The record is from the annotation of a GenBank genome assembly.